AUGGCUUUAUCAGCAGAGGAAGAACUGGUUGUUAGGGAAUGGUCUCCACUGACUCAUCUCUUUCAAAAACUGCCCACUAGACACCAGGGCUUCUUCAGUUCUGAUUUGAAGCUAACAUGUAUGGAUGCCAUCAGUGAACUUAUUGCCAUGGGUACAAACUUGGGGAUUGUCUAUGUUUACAAUAGGAAGACACAUAAUAUGGAAAGAUUAAAGUGUGAAAAUCUGAGUGUUCCUAUAACAUGUAUAAAAGUAAUCUCAACUGUGGAUUACAUGUUAGCUGUGGGAAAUCGUGAUGGAAAUGUGAAUAUAUUUCAACUACCAAAGGUGCCUCCGGAGAGUUUACCGCUUAGUCUUCGCCCCAAAGACAAGCAGGUGGAGAGAUACUCAGUCUCUGAGAUGCACAAGGGACAAGUAACUGCAUUAGAGUGGAGUAAAAAUGGCAUGAAAUUGUUCAGUGGUGAUGCCACUGGUCAUGUGGUAUUAACAGAGAUUGAUUUCUACAUGCAUUUGUGUAAAUCAUGUGAAAUUUUGGACGAGGCUUACGCGGUUGUGCAAUUGAAUUAUUUACAGCAGAGAUUGCUGGUUUCAACCACCUAUAGGAGUAUUAUUUGCCAGAAACAGGACAAGUGGAGGGUUUGUCAAGUUGGGAAAAAGGAUAGGAAAUUAUUGGGAAAAUUUGGUGGAACAAUAAUGCAGAAUGGUUUAGGACCAACUGAUCUUGUUUUAUACUGUGUAAGGCCUGGAUUAAGGAUUUGGCAAGCAGACUUUGCUGGAUCAGUUGAAAAAACAAUACUUUUCAAGGAUUCAUUGAAUGAUGCAAGCCCAGAAGUCUUCAUUCUAAACCCAUUGCCACCGAAUUUAAAACGCACCACAAAAGAACCAUCAUUUGGAGUCAUCCACCAGUUUCAUGAGAAUUAUCUAGUUACACACAACUCGCAAACGGUUUAUAUUCUCAACGUAAAAGAUCUGAAAAUAAUCGGAAUCGUAAAUCAACUCCGUGGAGUCCUGGACGUAUCCGUUCACAAGGACGAGAUAUUCAUUCUCGAAAGCGACCGCUCCUUAAUUCGAAUCUCACCAUUUCCUGAAUAUACUGAUGCUCCUUUCCAACCAACCUCGAAUAUUUCUACACCAAUUUUAACCACAUCCCUAAAAGAAUUAACCAACAAGUUGCAGUCGGCGUCGAUUAUUACAGCGGCACCGACAAAAACAGCAUUCCCCAUGAAAUCUCCAGCGAUUGCCACAGCUGAGGAAGCAAUUGAAUCAAAGAAAUCUCCGUUAAAAACCCCAACCACUCCGGUUACACCAACAGAGGGGCCUAUGGAUCGUGCAUAUCAAAUCUACCGCAAACUCGAAUUAUAUAAUAAAAUCUCAGAGAAGGAUUACGAUGAAGUGAUAGGAUAUACACAUCGCAAGAAGAAGAAAACUAGAAAGCAAACACCCACUGAGAAUGUAAUGACAUCGUCGAUCUGUAGUUACAGCUCGAAUAGUUCAGGAGAAGGUGAUAGAUCAGAUAGGAUCGAUGCAUACACAAUUAAACCGACACUUAUGACCAUAAGUACCGUGGGAAUGAUCGAUAUAAAGAGUCCUGACUCACUACAACAUGAUAUUAGCGAGAAGGAGAACUUGUUAGCGGAACUUUUAAACUUUGACAGUGUGAAAGUUGACUUGGACAAAUUACAAAUGAUAACCACACAAGAUGCAACAAAGCCAACCAAAAAUGAUGAUAUUCUACAGACCUCAUCCAAGGUAUUGGAUGAGUUACCUGAGGUUGAUCAGAACUUAUUCCCCAAACCGGAAACUUCAAAGACUGUGAAACCAACCGACAAAUGCCAAUCAACUAUUCCAGUGUGCCGCAACAUUCCAAACGCGUGGUCUGUUCAAACCGUAAGUUUAAUGGAUUCUGAACCCAUCAAGCCAAUUGCAACUCCAAAACUUACAACAUUUGCGAAUAUACCAGUUAUACCAGUUUUGCCACUGAGACGACCGCAAUUUCAACCAACUUCGCCAACCGACGAGUUAGCCGACUGGGAAAUUGUGUGACAAUUGAUAUGAAGCCACUGAUAUUUUAUCUGAUGAUUAUUUUAAGUGAUAUUUUCCGUGUGUUAUGUUCUUUUUGCUUGUUUUUAUUAUAAAUUUAUUAUAUCGGAUAUUGAUUAUUGAGAAAAAAUACAUUACCAUAAGUGUUUA
Dalotia coriaria is the source of this 2187-nucleotide messenger RNA. RefSeq names its product WD repeat-containing protein CG11141. The record is from RefSeq and is a predicted model, not a curated record. The transcript has 5 exons. Bases 1 to 2040 code for a protein of 679 amino acids. NCBI's taxonomy places the organism in Eukaryota, Metazoa, Arthropoda, Insecta, Coleoptera, Staphylinidae. Gene Ontology annotation, molecular function: protein binding.